UUGGUAAUAGCACAUGGCACCGCGAGCUCAUCCCAGUGAUACCACUGCGCGCGCAGCCACAGGUGGUGUUCAUGCGUGCCACCUUCACAUCUGAAGCAACAGAAGAAGAGAGAGACAGGGGGACUAGCAGCGCUUCAUCACCGCUUCACUGACGGAGGAAACUCAUAAAGCUGCUUUCUGCUUUGUUGGGAGCGGGUGUUGUUGGAGGCUGAGGUGAAGUGGGACCUGCUGUCUGCUGGGUGUGUGUUCAGGGCUUUGUCGAGGAGCGCGCCGAGGUUUAACAGGUGGAGAAGGCACCUUAAAUCACUGCACUCACCUUGGGUUUGGACAAGAGUGUGUGCUGACCCGAUCACUAAAUGGCGCUGACGGUGAACCUUAUCGGUCCUUCACCAUGGGGCUUCAGAAUAUUUGGAGGACGGGACUUCAAGAAAGCCAUAACUGUAUCAAAGGUCAACAGGGGCAGCAAGGCAGAGCAAGCAGACCUGCAGCCCGGUGACAUUAUCUUGGAGAUCAAUGGGGAAAACACGGCCGACAUGCUGAACGUGGAGGCGCAGAACAAGAUCAAGAGCUCGACUCAGCUGCAGCUGGUGGUGGACAGACCUGAACCUCCCAGUCCUGGACAGACUAAUGGCAUUAGCACCCCUGAGCAGCUCACCGGACGCUUCCAGGAGGCAGUAAUAGUGAGUCGAGAUGAGAAUCAAAACUACAGAGAGUACACCAUCUCCAGCCCUGCGUCGCUGUCCCCUGGACCUUAUUCACCAGAUCCUCCUGCCAGCCCCGACGGGAAGAGGGACAGACUGACAGCGACCACCAACAAGGGUGUCCAACUGCGUCCAUGGUCUCCAGAGGACAGGAGUCACAGGAUGUCCAGGCCACUGUCACAGGAGUUCUCCCCUCCAGACUACAGAAAUAACUCUGUGUCCAGCAGAACCCCGACACCCCCAGGACGCUAUUCACCUCAUAGCCCCAUUGAUCGGGACGCACCCAUGUCCCCACGUCGCAGCAGUUCGAGCUCUGACUACGCCAUGCAGAGGUUCGACAAGGACUCAGAGGUGUACAAGAUGAUUCAGGAGAAUAAGGAGUUCCGCACGGCACCUCGUCAGUCCAACACCUUCAAAAUGCUGCAAGAGGUCCUGGAGGCUGACGAGAAAGAGGCAGCCCUGCGGUUCCCAGGAAAACUUUCCCCCAACGUCCCCAAACCAGGCACAGCAGUGGCAGGAGUCAAAAAAACCCACAUCUGUGAGAAGUGCGGCACCAGCAUUUUAACACUGGCCGUGCGCAUCUCAGACGACCGCUUCCGCCACGCAGAGUGCUACACUUGCACAGAUUGUGGUCUUAAUCUCAAGAUGAGAGGUCAUUUUUGCGUCGGAGAUGUGAUGUACUGUGAGAAGCACGCCAACCAGAGGUACAAAGGCCCAGGUAGUUCCCCUCAAGUCACCGUGUCCCCUCGCCAAUGAGUCUGCCACUCCUCACCUGCCCCGCUCUGAACGUAGAGUGCUGCUUAUCUGCCUGAAGCUCCGCACCACCUGACUCAGUUAUAGACCUUGGGAUGGGGCGUGGAGGUGGACACUGGUCAGCAAAAUGGCAGAGGGUGCUUUUUUUCUGAUCACAUUUAACCAUACUUUGCAAUAUUAUGAUUCACUUUCUUGCCUUUCUUAUAAUUGUACGAGAAUUGGGGCUUUUGUUUUUCUACGGCCUGGCCUCGACGGUCUCUUUAGGUUAUUCUUAGCUCUAAUGAUGCACAGCUGCCAUGGACUCAAGCCACAUCGCAUUGUACUAAGGCCAGAUUUACAUAACACCAACGCUUUGACAAACUCAACAGAACUGGCUCUCUGACUCUCCGAGGAUCUGGAUAAUCAUUUGAAUCUCCUGCUGACACAAAGGGACCAAAAUCUCACCUACACUGCAUGCCAUUUUAAAAAUGUACUGUACACAGGCAGUGCUGUGUGUGUGUGUGGGUGUGUGUGUGGGUGUGUAUGGAUGCAUGCUUUCACAUGCAGGAGUGUGGUGGCUUCUGCAUGCCUUUCCUGCAUCUGUGUGUGUGAUUGCGUGUGUGCCUGAGAGAGAGAUGGGGAGGGGGGUCCAAAUUGUUACAGAUACAAAGGAGUUUGUGAAUUUUGCGCUAGAGUCAGGCCAAAAGCCCUUGAGUUUUUUUCUAUAUUUCUUUUGUAAGUAGAAUUUAUGAGUAGAAGUAAUGAAAAAAUACAUAUUUGCUGACUUGUUUUGCUGUUUUGUUGCUUAUGAGGGACUAUAGAUUCAAAUAUACAAAUAUUUUUGAUGUUUUUUUUGUGAUUGAAUUGUAUUCUAUAAUAUAGACCAUUUAAAAUGCAUAAUGUAUGCACAGGACAUUUAGUGUGAAAAGAAUUAAUGAUACUACACUUGUCAAGUUACAGCAGUACUCAGAGAUACACUAUAAUGUUCGCAAUUCAUGUGGCACUUAAUAAAACCGCACAACCUAAAGCUUCUUCAGUGAUGAUGACUGUGUUGGAAUAAGUGUAAAUGUCUUCCUAAGUCAUUACUGUUUCCAAACUUUUUGGUGACGGCUGCCCUGUCUUUACGUAGUUUUAUUGACUCCACAUUACACAAGUACACUUCUCAUUGUUGGCAGCUGAAAGGAGUCAAACAGGAGUUGUUCUUUGUCUCUUUGUCAUACAGGUACGGUCCUUUAAGUUCAAUAGACCUUCGUUUCACAGCUGACCUUUUGUUGCCUCUUAGCAGGAAGACACACGUGUAACUAAUUACAUUAAAGAUGACUCCAUUCCA
Molecule: messenger RNA, 2763 nt
Organism: Epinephelus moara (kelp grouper)
Lineage: Eukaryota; Metazoa; Chordata; Actinopteri; Perciformes; Serranidae
Gene: pdlim2
Product: PDZ and LIM domain 2 (mystique)
Exons: 10
Coding region: 357-1457 (366 amino acids)
Biological process (GO): heart development; muscle structure development; actin cytoskeleton organization
Cellular component (GO): Z disc; adherens junction; filamentous actin
Molecular function (GO): actin binding; muscle alpha-actinin binding
Source: RefSeq, a predicted model, not a curated record